This is a messenger RNA of Patiria miniata (bat star), 3971 nucleotides long. Its product is annotated as von Willebrand factor A domain-containing protein 7-like. The transcript has 19 exons. The record is from RefSeq and is a predicted model, not a curated record. The coding region runs from base 155 to 3226 and encodes 1023 amino acids. Lineage: Eukaryota; Metazoa; Echinodermata; Asteroidea; Valvatida; Asterinidae.
CACGUUUCCUAACAUUUCCUAAGUGUGUUUGUUUAUGGUGGUUGUGUUGGCAAGAACAAUAUUAGGUCGGCUGUUUCGUAUCUCGGCUCCAUUAUCAACAUUGAGCGUUUUCGGGAAGUGUGGUAUUUUCAUAUAACCCACCUACGACGCUGAAAUGAGGCAGCUCACCGCGACGACGAUGCAUAUCUUGUGGGUCUUUGUGGCCACUUGCCUGGUGCGCCAGAGCGGGGCGUUCCUGCCAAGCAACGCCGGUGUUUCGCUACCAGUGACCGACUACACCCUCACGGACAUCACGGUGCAGGGUAUCGUGCGUGCCGUGGCGAGGUACUUCGAAGAUACCAAUCCGGAUCGGUACCGUAAGGGCGAUCUUACGGGACUCAAUCCCUUGACUCCUUCGCGGUUGUUUCAGAGGCACUACGGAGAUUGUGUAUACUCCACCAAAUUUGAACGAGUCAUCAAAGCCAUACUGAAUACGAACAUUCAGAUAUCUAACAAAUACUCGCACAGGGCAGUCUGGCACUUUAACGGAAACCAAAUUGACAAUGGUAACCGCAAGAUGAUGGGCAUCCAGGACACCUUGCUGACCCUCCUUCUGGCGGGAGACGAGAGCACGCCUGACUACGAUGUGGCGCGCCAGUACUGUGGCCAGUUCCUGCACAUGGCUCAGAGCUUCUACUCCAACACCAACUGGAUCGAGCUGCACCGAUGGCUUAACGAGAAUCCCGAUGAAAUCUUCACCUCCAGUGAACUAGGUAUACAUGAUCCGCUGUCUUUGCGCCAAAGCCCUGAAAGUGAAGGCAUGUGUCAAAACUGUGCCGGAAACAUUACACGUCCCGAACUGCAAGAUUGCUCUAACAAUCUUCGCCCCUACGUUCACUACCUUACCAGCGGCUACAGAAGCGGGCAGGAUGUGACAAAGCCAGCUGCCGACCCAGAAAGUGACUGGGGGGCGUGCUCCCAUGGUGGUCUCUACGACGCGUCCAGGACCGAGGUCGCCACCGGAGGCAUCAACAAGGAAUCCUCGGAUCCACGGCGAUCUCCGCACUACACCCUCCACAAACAGGCCGCGCUGACGGCAAUACAAGCCACCGAGGACUUCUUCUACCACCCAGAAACUGGUCUGUACAGGCUCAUUGGCGAGCAGAAAUUCCGCAAGCUGCUGAACCUGGACGCAGGCACUUCGCUGACUUUCGUAAUUGACGUUUCGGGAAGUAUGUCCGAUGACGUCGCUGCCGUGAAAGAGGAGACGAUCCGCCUCGUGGGAUUGCACGGAGAAACCUGCCUGGCGGCCUCCAAGUACGUCGUCGCACCGUUUAACGAUCCAGAUUACGGACCGGUCUUUGUAACCACUGAUGAUCAGAGGUGUGUGGAGUACAUCAACGCGCUAACUGCCAACGGCGGUGGUGACUGUCCGGAGUUGGCGAACAGCGGCUUGGAACUUGGUGUCCAGAACAGUAUCAAUGGAGCCAAUGUGUACGUGUUCACAGACGCCACCGAUAAGGACAGCGAGAAGGUGCCGGAUGUCCUGGCUCUAAUUGAGCAGAAGGAGGUCCGUGUCAUCUAUCUCUUAACCGGUACUUGCUCCUCCAGACGACGCAAACGAGCGAUUGAUAUAUCGAGUGUGUCGCCGUCCUAUGUAAGUAUCGCCGCCGCAUCAGGCGGGGAGAUUUACCGGACAGACAAGAGUGGGAUCCGCGAACUGACACAAAUUAUAGAAGGCGACAUCCGAGCCUCUCAGGUGAAAAUAAUCCAGAGGACUUCAAGGGGCCAUAGUGCUUUGGAUGUGGACAUACCCGUCGAUUCCACCAUGAGGGAGCUCCUGGUGUCUGUUGUCGGGUCGCUGUCGAGUAACACCGUGAUCAUCAUGAAUCCCAAUGGUAUGGAAGGUACCCCGAGCGAGAUGGGGGCAAACGUUUACACCAGUUCGGACGUACAGCUCGUGUUCAGCAUCAACGUUACCGAGCCGAACGCCAAGGGCAACUGGCUGCUAAAACUACGAGGAUUGGAUUUGUCAACGGAGUACAGCGUCAAAGUGUCAGCAAACAGCCAUCUGGAUUUCACCUUCGAUAUUCUGGAAACGGACGCAACAGGCACUGCGUUUCCCAUAGACGGGAAACCAGUUGGGGGAGCUGAGGUGUUGCUCAUGAUCCAAGUGUCAGCUCCGGACACCGCGUCCUCCGUCAGCGAGAUACGACUGCACAACUCCGCGGGUGACGCAACGCUCCUGACGGCGAGUGCUGAGCCAGUGACCGGUAGGACGGAAGGGAUAUUCACGGCGAGUCUUAUUCUCCCCACUGAGCCUUUUUUUGUCAGCAUUGUCGGACUGGACACUCAGGGCAGGGAAUUUCUCCGCACCCAGCCGUCUGAGAUCACAGUCGUGAAAUUCAAACUGGAGCAACUUCCCAGUAACAACACUAUAGAGGACCUUGUCCCUGGAGGUAACGGGACUUUUGGCUUCCGAGUCACCAACGAUGGCCCGGCGGACACGCUGAACAUUUCCGUGUCGGUGCUGAACAGGACGUUGUCGUCAGCCGUCACGGGCUCGUUGGUCACCGCCCAGGUGUCACCGACCAGUAUGGUGCUUGCUACGGGGCAGACCAGGGAGGGACUGGUGACAGUCACCGCUACCCGGGACGUACCUGCUGGCACACCCGUCAAGGUGACACUUUUUGUCACGAGUUCGGUGUCUUCGUCCCGUAAUUUCCUGUUCAUUGAAGCCACAGUGUUUGCAGUACAGGAUGAAGUAGAUGAAAAUCCAGACAAAAACGAUCACAUUGCGCCGACCUGCAGCAUUCUAAGUUCUGGCGGUGGCUGCACGGUGGAUCAGAUGGGACGUGACUGCCAACAGCACACGUGGUGGGUGCGCGCCCGUGCCAUGGACGACGCUAUCGUGACUGAGGUAGUGCUGGACCCUGAGAUCGAGAGCGGCGGUACAGGCAAACAGUCUCUCGUCUAUGAGAACUUUACAGCUGACGAUGUCACCUUCCUGUACAGUGCCAGCUGUUGUUGUCCUAUGGUCCAAUUCACCGUUCGUGAUGGGGCCAGCAACAAUGUUUCGUGUGGGGUGGAUCACUACACCAAGAUAUCUGGACAAAUAGAUGAACCUGUCAGCAACGGACCGAUGCACAUCCCUCUUGGUCUGAGUACCUGCAUGAUCGGCGUUAUAGCUGCAGCGGUCAUAGUUGCGACGUUGAUCAUAGCGGGCGUCCUCAGGUCUAGAGCCUAGAGGCACUCUCCUACAAGAAUCUGCAGCACAAAGUCGUCAACACGGAAAACGAUUACACGAAUGACGUUUAAUUGAACCGAAUGCGUACUGGGAUAGCUUGUCCCUAGCCUAGAAUGACUUGUGAUUGAAUUGAACCGGUUUACAUUUUGAGUUGAUUCGUAUUACACUUUGCAAACUCACCCCAAAACAAACUUCUUCACAUUGUGAGUAUAAAUUAACAGCUGGCCGAUCAGCAAAAAAAUCAUAUGGCAAACUAAGUCGUUCUUAGAAUUUUGAAAGUCUUACGGAAGGCAACUCUGAUGAAUCAUAUCUUUAAACUAGAUUCUAAAGAUACAUGUAGCUCCACAGAGAAUGAUUAGAAAGUUGCUAAAUUGACCGCUACGUAUACGGUAUACCGCCCUCUACAUACUGACCAAACCAUUAGACAUAUUUUUGUCGUACGGCUAGACUCAUUCAACUCGUUGUAACAGGUAUAAACGAUUGAAAUAUGUUUUUGCUUGCAAAAAAAGAAGUAAUGCUUGGACUGAUUACCGAGCUGUUCUCUGAAUUAUUAAAAACUGUUUUCGACAUGUUUGUGUAGUUUUCUCCAAAAGUUUUGCACGUAAACAAACUUAUAUGUUUAAGCUUUGAUUUUGAAACAGGAUCAGGCAAAUAAUUUUUCCGUGAACUUGAUAAAAGCUAGAGUGCCAAAUAACUCGCACGCAUACUCGUCAAAGAUGUCUAUUUCAAGGUAAAGGAGUGAAAA